Coccomyxa subellipsoidea C-169 is the source of this 1219-nucleotide messenger RNA. RefSeq lists its product as hypothetical. NCBI's taxonomy places the organism in Eukaryota, Viridiplantae, Chlorophyta, Trebouxiophyceae, Coccomyxaceae. The transcript has a single exon. The coding region runs from base 711 to 902 and encodes 63 amino acids. The record is from RefSeq and is a predicted model, not a curated record.
UUUCAGGCAGAUACAUCCAUUACACUGGCAUGCCACAUACAUGUCAUAUAUAGAAGGAAAUCUCCAGGCAUUGCACUGAUGAUAAAAGUUCAUGGUGGGUUCUGAAUGUUCAAUGGGGGCGUUUGUCAAACAAAUGUGGGACAUGAAUGGAUGUGUGAUUCACAUGGCAGUGCUUUUCCUGUCAGUGAGCAAUUCCAAGUAUCUGUCAGUGCCUGCUCAGUGCUUGCUCCUGAGCACACAAAGUCAGCCAGGGGAAUUCCCAGCAAAGCCACCACCGGAUGCCUGAUCAACCAGAAGCAACUAAACCCUCACAAGAGUUGAACCGAGCUCAAGUAAUGAAUGCGCAUUGUCCGCUCAAGAAGGAAGAAAAGAGCAAAAGGCCCUGGCUCCGCAAGAACAGAGAGGGUGACAUACACUGCUUCACCCCGAGUAAAUCAAGAUGAUCACAUCAUCCAACCCCUACAAUAAAAACUGAUUCCUGCUUGACCUUGUGACAACCUACUUCUCUUCAAUUUUAACUUUAGACGAAUCCCGCCAAAUCCUACCGCAUAGACGAAUCCCGCCAAAUCCUACCGCAAAGGCAGCUAAAGAAUGGGGUGUGGAUGUGCCAUACUGGGAGAGGAUACGCAUCACACGUGCCAAGCCUGGGACACUUAUUCUGCUGUCGACUGCAAAAUUUAUACGGUGGCAAGGAAACCCUUGGGGGGAUUAUGACGGAGGCCCUACUACUACUGGGGGCAUCAGACAACCUUACAAUCAAUUAUUCCUUCGAUGAUAACCAAAUUUGUGCCGCGAAUGUCGGCACAAACCUCUGCACAGACUUCCUGACAGGCCUCUCAGUGGGUUCUUCUCAUGAACACAUGCAAUGUGCCCUGCGUCUCGCGCAUGCACAGUGCAUGUGAAUCCACCCAAGUCACCUGCCUGGAAAGGCGCUAAUGCCCCAAUCUCUAAUGCUACACACAAAGCUUGCGUGCCUUGCGCAAGCCCCAAUACACACUGCCGAGAUCAGGAGAAGCCCCCAUCGCCUCUCCAUCCUACCCUCCAAUCCCCCUCUAGCGAUCUGGGACCCAGCUAUUUCUGCCCUGCGCAAAGGCAGGGCCUCAAAAGAAGGCGCGCACUUCGUUGAUCCGUCUAGCGGUGGGUGGGUGUGUGCCGCCUGUGGCUAUGUCACUGUGGGGGUGAUCUCGUGGCUUUGCAGCUUUUCAAUGUCUUGGUCCAC